AUCUCAUUUCUGUGUCAUUCAGUGUGCAUUUUGAUGAGCCAUGGUCAUUUUGCGGGAGGGCCUCUGUCCUGGAUUAUCAGGUGACAUGAUUGGAACUUUGAAAUUAAACAAUGUGAGAACAGUGGUUGACCUAGUCGCUUCUGAUUUAGAGGAACUCGCUCGAAAAUGUUCUCUUUCAUACAAGACUCUUGUAGCCGUGAGGAGAGUCCUGCUUGCUCGGUACUCUGCAUUUCCUUCCAAUGGAGCGGAUUUGUAUGAAGAGUUGAAGAGCUCCACUGCCAUUCUUCCAACAGGCAAUGCUAAGCUGGACUUCAUCUUGGAUUCGGGUUUAUAUACAGGAGAAGUAACAGAGAUUGCUGGAUCAGCCGGCAGUGGAAAGACGCAGAUUUGCCAGAGCAUUGCAGUUAAUGUGGCUUACACUCUGAAGCAGAAAGUACUUUAUGUUGACACUACUGGUGGACUAACAGCCACCCGCCUCCUGGAGUUAGUACAGUCCAGAACACAGGAGGAAGCAGAGCAGAUAGCAUGUUUACAAAGGAUCGAGGUGGUCAGUGUUUUCGAUGUUUACAAGUUGUUAGAUGUCCUCCAGGACCUGAGACAAAACAUUUCCCAACAGCUGUUAAGAUCUGGAGAUCCACUGAGAAUUGUGAUUAUAGACUCUGUUUGUGCUGUCAUUUACCCACUUCUUGGAGGCAAGCAGACCGAAGGAAUGGCAAUGAUGAUGCAUCUGGCACGAGACCUACAGACCCUAGCACAUGACUUCAGUCUAGCCGUGCUUAUAACCAACCAUAUCACUAAGGAUGGAGCCACCGGGAUUCGCCCUGCGCUGGGCCGUUCUUGGAGCUUUGUCCCAAGUACACGCAUUUUGCUGAAGAGGCUGGAGGGUGGCAAUGAAAGUGAAUGUCGUGUUGUAUCCCUUGUCAAGUCAUCACGACAGCCCGCCAACCUGGAGGUGGAGGUGCAGGUUGGAUGCUCUGGAAUACUGGAUGAGAUUAGUGCAGGCACCGAAGCUUCAUAGUGACGGCUCCCACAGCAUUAUCCUGUCUGGAUUGCCUAGACCCUUGGUU
This is a messenger RNA of Spea bombifrons (plains spadefoot toad), 1067 nucleotides long. RefSeq names its product RAD51 paralog D (gene RAD51D). The coding region runs from base 41 to 1018 and encodes 325 amino acids. Gene Ontology annotation, biological process: DNA strand invasion; telomere maintenance; double-strand break repair via homologous recombination. Gene Ontology annotation, cellular component: Rad51B-Rad51C-Rad51D-XRCC2 complex; replication fork; centrosome. Gene Ontology annotation, molecular function: ATP hydrolysis activity; single-stranded DNA binding; ATP-dependent DNA damage sensor activity. The transcript is spliced from 10 exons. Lineage: Eukaryota; Metazoa; Chordata; Amphibia; Anura; Pelobatidae. The record is from RefSeq and is a predicted model, not a curated record.